AUGAAGCCCGCCCCGUUCAUCUACCACCGGGCCGAAACCGCCGCGCACGCCGCGGAGGUGCUGGCCCAGUUCGGUGAUGAUGUCAGGAUUCUCGCGGGCGGCCAGUCACUGCUGCCAAUGAUGAACCUGCGCAUCGCGGCCCCGGGCCAUCUUCUCGAUAUCUCCAAGACCGCCGAUCUCAUGACCAUCGAGGUCGGCGUCGACAGCCUUGAAGUGGGGGCGGCGGCCACGUACAGGAGAGUGGCCGAGCAUGGUGCCAUCGAGCAGUUCCCGAUCAUUGCCACAGCCAUCAGCCAUGUUGGCCAUGAACCGAUCCGCAACCGGGGAACCAUCGUGGGGAGCAUCGCCCACAACGACCCUGCCGGCGAGCUUCCCGCCGUCGCGCUGGCUCUGGGCGCGGAGGUGCAACUGAGAUCGUUGCGAGGCAGCCGAUCCGUGUCGAUCGACGAUUUCCUGACCGAGGCCUACUGCACAACUAUCGCCGACGACGAGCUCAUCGAAGCGAUCCGAUUCCCCCGGCCUGCAGCCAGCACCGGUCACGGCUUCGCCGAGUACGCCCGGCGACGCGGCGACUACGCCUCCGCGGGCGUGGCGUGCCAGGUCCGCUACGGACCCCGACGGUUCAGUUGCCGGAUGCCGGGUCGCGACCCUCGCCGGCGGCGGUGCGGUGCGACGCCACCGGGCCGCGGAGGAGCGCAUCGCCUCCGAAGGGACCGCUGGCUUGGACGUCGGGCUCGCGGCGCAAGCCACCGCGGCCAGCGCCACCGAUGA
This is a messenger RNA of Geodia barretti, 771 nucleotides long. The record is from the annotation of a GenBank genome assembly. NCBI's taxonomy places the organism in Eukaryota, Metazoa, Porifera, Demospongiae, Tetractinellida, Geodiidae.